AGCUUACUAAGCACUAUAUUCGUAUGUGAACUACAAUUACUAGAUACCCUCUGGGCUUCCACGGCCACUUGAAAUUUAUGUGCACUCGCCAACGAUAUUAUUACUAUUAUGGCAGGUCAUAUAAUUGCCUGCGCGACUACGUUGAUCCCUUAAUGAAAUUCGAUGAUUAGAGCCAUUACUGUGUACUCUGUUUUUUAAUAUUCUAUGGCAGUAACUCGUUUACUGUUUUCAACAAAAGCCAGCAUAGAUCAGUUCACUCAGUAUCGCAGUCAUGUGCUGUUUGCUCGAGCACAUUUUCAAAAUUCUGGUUUUUAUCUUUGCCAUUUUUAUAAACUUUCUUGUGGCCGCCAAUUUAGUAUUACAUUUCUUCUAUAUCAGGUUUUAUGGUCCGCAAGUUUUCACUUCGGGAAUAGAAAACUACUACUUAUUGUGGACAAUGCAAAGCUGGUGCGGAACCCUAAUGGUCGUAAUCAAGUUUAAGGAUCUGUGUUAUCUGCAAUGGUGGCUUCUGAUGACCUCGACCUUUAUUUUAGCUGGCCUUGUUCUACACUUGAUCCUGUUCGACUUCCAAGGAGAACACUUGGGUACCAAUGAAAAAGUUCACAACUACUUUGGUAUCGGGCUUAUGUUGGUCUCCCUUCUAACAGUCGCAAGCUAUUCCCGAACCCUAAGGCCACCAGAAGAAUCAGACCUUUUAUUUAAGGCGACCACUAAUUAAUCGUUUUUAACGAAACUUAUCAUAUUUUGUAAAAUGUUUGCUUUCACUUCUUAUGUCCUCCUGAAACAUAUCAUUUCUAUGAUAUUCAUUUAAUAGAUUCAAGGCAAUUUGUUCUAGCCUUUUAUUGGUAACUAUAUGUAGUUGGUAGUGUACCUUGACACAUUUCCCUGGCGCCCUUUGUCAGUUUGUGGAUUAAAUUACCAAGAAAAGAGGGAAGUGUUAAAUUUAAGUACCUCGACUGCCAAAUACCCAUUACACAGAUAGUGGAGCACGAAAUUUUAAAAUUGUGCUCGCAUGUGGAAGGAUGUUUGCUAGACAAAUAUUAAGAUCAAAGAUUUGUUAAAACAAAUAAUUUUUUUUUUAUUAAUAUUUAUUAAGUGAAGAAUCCGUACAUCAUAAUAUUGUAUCUUAACA
Messenger RNA from Drosophila simulans, 1132 nucleotides. RefSeq lists its product as uncharacterized. The record is from RefSeq and is a predicted model, not a curated record. Bases 272 to 718 code for a protein of 148 amino acids. The transcript is spliced from 4 exons. Lineage: Eukaryota; Metazoa; Arthropoda; Insecta; Diptera; Drosophilidae.